AUGGACUGCACUGAUACAAUCUUCCCUGGAGUGAGAGAGCAAAGCAUUGCCAACGAGUGUCAACUGAACCAACAAAACAACAUGAGCAUCAAAGACUCUAAGUACGCUGAGGAGCAAGAAAACCCCAAUACUAACGCGAAAACUUGGGCCCAAGAGGUUGAUGAGAUGUAUUCUGUUUCCGAUGAAGAAGUCGCUUACUUUCCGGAAACAGUCAUUGCUUGUGCAUCUCAAAACCAAGAGGAGCGUCAAAGUGCUGUAAAAACUUGGGCUGAAGAGAUGGACAAAGCGUUUUGUUUUUCGGAUGACCACCUCGCUUACUUUCCGGAAACAUUCAUUGAUCGUGCACCGGCACACCAACACAAGCGCGUCACAUUUACAAAAACUUGGCUUCAAGAGAUAGACGAGGUGUUUUCAUUUUCGGGUGACGCCUUCGCUUACUCUCGGAAUACUUCUGUCGAGCGGUGUGACACGAAGGGUUACUGUGAGGUCAUCCGGCGCCACGUCCCCUUCCUGACCAGGGCAGAGCUGCACAACCUGGGCGGCGGACGCCUCCUGGGUGAAGGUGGCUUUGGCCGUGUAAGGCUGGUGUCCUGGGAGAAUGGCGCCCCGGCUGUGGUCAAGGAGCUGCUGCAGGCCGGGCAGCUCUUGCCGGUGCUGGCAGAGGCCACUAUGCUGCUGCAGCUCAGUGGAGCAGGCGGAGCGCCUCAGCUUCUAGGCGUGUGCCAGUCACCACCCGCCCUGGUGCAGGAGUUUGUGGGGCAGACCUAUGACCAGUACCUGAACGUGUGUUCGGUGAAGGAGUGCCUGGCGUCACUGGAGGCCGUGUGCCACUGCCUGCAGGAGGUCCACGACAAAGGCAUCCUGCACAACGACCUCAAGUGGAACAACAUUACGUUCACCGGCACAGUCAGCGCGCCUGUGUUCCACUUCAUCGACUUUGGCCUGGCUUCUUCCAGCUCCAGCGCGGAGGUGGAAAAGGCAGAGGCAGAUAAGCGUGACGAGGUCACCAGUGAGGACGACGACGACUCACUUUAUUCAACGAAACCCCACUGGGUGGCGCCUGAGGUGUAUCGAGGAGGACCCGUCUUCCCCUCUGGCGACGUGUACAGCCUUGGCCGGCUGAUGGACGACGUAAUGGACUGGUGCACACACGACUUCCUGACAGGUCCCCUCAGGAGUCUGUCACGCUCGUGCACUGUACGGGAUGCGAACCGCCGCCUCUCCCUCGACCGCGUGGCUCACUGCCUCGCCAUCCUCGCAAAAAGCCUCACUUUGCAACAGCUGGCUCAAAAAUUUACUCCUGAAGAUGGGAAAGAAGACGAGGGCGAAGGAGAGGGCGAGAAAGUUAAUGGCGUGAUGUCAGAGGAACAAGACGGUGACAUCGUGAAAGUUGAUGCAAAGAAAAGUGAAGACAAAGUUGAUGAUGUACAGUCAGAAGAAGAAGAAGAAGACGACAAGGUUGAAGAUAUAGUGUCACAAGAAGAGAAUCAAGAGGAACAAGAUAAUGAAGAUGACGAAUUUGUGACAGAAGACACAAAGGAAAAUGGAGAGGAUAGUACACACGAUGAUGUAGAUUUGGAGGAAGAGGAUGAAGAUAAGGCCGAUGGUAGAGAAUCAGAAGAGGAUCAAAAGGAAGGAGACAGCGAAGACGAUGCAACUGUGACAGAAAACAAAAGCAAGAAUCAUGAAGAUGGUGAGAUAGAUUAUAUGGAGUCAGAAGAAGAAAAGGAACAAAGAGAUGAGGAUUAUAUUAUAGUGUCAGAAAAAGAUGAUAAAGACGUCGAUGGAACAAUCACAGGAAUGGAAAAGAAGAUUAAAGAAAAGAGUGAAGUAAAUUUUGAAGAGGGAGAAAAGGAUGAGGAUGAUGAAGGAGAUAAACUGGCCGAUGAUAGAGAACCAGAAGAACGUGAAGAGGAAGAAAACAAUUAUAAUAUGGCAGAAGACAAACGCAAAAAGAAUAAAGAAGACGAUCAUGUGGAUUAUGUAGAGUCAGAAGAGGGUGAGAAUGAAGAUGAUGAUUAUGAUGCUAUAGAUUCAGAACAAGAGAAUAUAGCUGAAGAAAACAAAGAACACGAAGACACUGGGACAGAAGACAAGGGGAAGAAUGAAGAAGCUGAUGAAGACCAUGACGCUGAGAAAGAAGAGGAAGAGGAAAGAAAAGUUGAGGGUAAUGAUUUGGAGUUACAAGAGAAUGAUGGAGAGGAAGAAGACAAAAGAGACGAUGGAGUUGUGACACAAGACAAAAUGAAGAAUGAAAAGGGCGGUGAAUUGAAUGAUGCAGUACCAGAAUCAGACGAGGAAGAGGAAGAUGACGAUGAUGAAGCUGAGGAUGAUGAAGAAGAUGAAGGGAAAGCGCACAAAGAAGACGGUUAUGUGACAAAAGACAGAAAGAAGAACGAUGGAGACGGUGAGGUGGAUUACGUAGAGGAAGAUGAAGAUGAGGGUCAUGAAGAGGAUGAGAAUGUUGGAGAUGAUGAUCAUAAAGAGUCACGAGAGGAUGAAAAGGAAAAAACUAAUAAGAAAGGUGGCAUGGUGACAGAAGACAAAAUGAAGAAUGAAGGAGGUGGUGAAGAGUCAAAAGAGAAAGAGGGAUAUGAAGAUGAGGAAGCAGAUGAUAUAGUGUCAGAAGAAGAGGUUGAAGAGGAAGAAGACAGAGAAAACGAUGAAAUUCUCACAGAAGACAAAAAGAAGAAUAGAGAAGACAAAUUCUAUAAUGUAGAGUUAUGUGAAGGAAAGGAAGAUCAAGAAGAUGAGGGUGAUAAUAUAAUGUCACAAGAUGAUAAAGACGAGAAACGUGAUAAAGUUGUGAAGGAAGAGGAAAAGAAAAAGAAAAAAGAGGAUGAGAUAGAAAAUCUAGAGCCAAAAGCAGAAGAUGAAGAAGGUGAUCAAGAUGAGGAAGAUAAUUUGGUGUCAGAAGAAGAGGACGUAGAGGAAAAAGACAAAGAAGACGAUGACUUUGUGACUAGACACUCAAAAAAGUAUGGAGAACAUAACGAAGGCUGUAACAUAGAUUCAGAAGAAAAGGAUGAAGACGAUGUACCUGAUUAUAUAGAAUCAGAAGAGGAGGAAAAUGAAGAAGACAAGGAAAAUGAUGUUACGAUGGCAGAAGAGAAAUCAAAGAAGGAAGACGAGAAAGUUGAUGAUGUAGAGUCAGAAUGGGAGCAGAAUGAUGAGAAGGUUGAUUAUAUGAUGUUACAAGAAGAGGACGUACAGGAAAAAUACAAUGAAGAUGAUGAAUUUCUGACAGAUGACCUAAACAAGAAUGGAGGAGAUGAUGAAGACGAUGCUAUAGAUUCAGAAGAGGAUGAAGAUGAAAUAGAUAAUGUACAGUCAGAAGAAGAGGAACAGAAAGAAGAUGAGGGUUAUAAUGUGGUGUCAGAAAAAGAGAAUAAAGAGGAUGAAGAUAAGGAAGAUGAUGAAUUUGCGAUAGAGAAGAAAAAGGGCAAUGAAAUGGACGAAGACGUGGAUGAUACACAAUUAGAAGAGGAAGAGGAAGAUGAAGAAGAUGAGGAUGAUGAUAGAGAGUCAGAAGAAGAUAAAAAGGAGGAGGACAAUGAAAACGAUGAAAUCAUGACAGAAGAGAAAUGGAAGAAUAAAGAAGACAGUGAGAUGGAUCAUGAAAAGUUAAAAGAAGAGGAAGAUGAAGGUGGAAAGGAUGAUGAUACAGAACAGCAAGAUGAAGAUGAUUAUACAAAAGAAGAGGAAGGAGAUGAGACUGAUGAUAUAGAAAUGUCAGAUGAAGACGAGGAGAAGGAUGAGCAACAUGAUGAUGAAAUUGUGACAGAAGAGGAGGAGAAGGAAGAGGAAGACGAGAAAGCAAAUGGUGUACUGGUGUCAGAAGAAGAGGGAGAGAAGGACGAGGAAGACGAGGAAGACGAGGACGAGGAGUGA
This is a messenger RNA of Scylla paramamosain (green mud crab), 3891 nucleotides long. RefSeq names its product probable serine/threonine-protein kinase kinX. The coding region runs from base 1 to 3891 and encodes 1296 amino acids. The record is from RefSeq and is a predicted model, not a curated record. Gene Ontology annotation, biological process: protein phosphorylation. Lineage: Eukaryota; Metazoa; Arthropoda; Malacostraca; Decapoda; Portunidae. The transcript has 4 exons. Gene Ontology annotation, molecular function: ATP binding; protein serine/threonine kinase activity.